Molecule: messenger RNA, 2530 nt
Organism: Tachysurus vachellii
Lineage: Eukaryota; Metazoa; Chordata; Actinopteri; Siluriformes; Bagridae
Exons: 17
Coding region: 867-2174 (435 amino acids)
Biological process (GO): mitochondrial fusion
Source: RefSeq, a predicted model, not a curated record
GUGCGGGUUACUGCAUUUACCGCAGCCUACGGAGAGAAAGAGCUCCUCCGGACCGCACUCAGCCUUCUCACGGUAGGAGGAGCUUUAUCCUACCAUGUGACUUUAAUGUUUCACUGGUUUUACAAUAAAUCCUGUUGAUGUUACAGUGUUACAGUCUAAUGUUAUGUAGCUCACAAGCGACCUCGUCUAUGUAGACAAUUAGCCUCAUGCUAGUUAUCGUGCUAGCGAACUUGGCUACUUGUUUAAAUUACACUAUAAAAUGCUUACAAUUGGCUCAACAAGUUAUUUUAUUUCCAUUAUGAAUUAUUUUAUGUAUUUCAUAUCAUAUCUACUUGUCUGUUUUCUGUAGUUAUUACACAAUUUAUUGGUAAAUAUAAUCGUUAGCCUAAUGUUAGCUAACCUGCUAGCGACCUUAGCGGUCAGUUUAAAUUACAUACUAAAAUCCUGAAAGGAGUUGAUGAACGUAGCUCACGAGACUUUAGUUUAUUUCCACAAUAUAAUAUUCAAGCCCAUUAAAAAGUGACUUUUCACAACCCUGACUACUGGAUUUACACUAAAUCCUACUUGGACUAGUGAUUAGUCAGAUCUAAAGGGCUUGGUUGUCUACCUAGAGAACUUCACUAAUCAUUUCAUUUACACAUCAUAAGCCUGUGGACGUGCUGAGGGAAUCAUUGGAUACUCCCUCUCUCCUCCAGGUCGUUGAGCCAAUUCUGCAACUGCCGCCCACCGAACCUCAAGACGAACCUUCAGCCGUCAUUCUGGUAAACAAAUCUUUCAUUUAUUUGCUAAAGCAGAUCACUGGAUUUUACCAGGUUGCAUUUUCUGUAAAGGAUGUUAGUAUGAAUCUGCUAUGAUAAGCAGCUCUUAUGAUCUUCGUGCUCUACAUAUCACAGCCGCUCGAUGCUGGUGAACCGAACAGCGCUUGCUGCGAUGUUCGGUUCGUGUCUGCAGAUUCCUCAUCCUCCCAGUCUGAGCCAGUGGACAUCAGGAGAGUCAUCCCCGGAAUGAUAAGGGGUCCAGAGAGUCGGCUCUGCGGGCUCGAAACCGUAGAGACGCACCACUCGAUUCACAAAGUUGUUGAGCCACAUCUUCAUUUGCUGCCCAACGAACAACAAGAAGACCCAUCAGCUGUUCUUCUGCCACUCGAUGCUGGUGAGCUGAUCAGCGCUUGCCGAAACAUUCAGUUCCUCUCUGCAGACACCUCCAUCUCCCAGUCUGAGUCAGUGAACAUCAGGACAUACCUCUUGUGGAUGAUAAGGGGCCCAGAGUGUCGUCUUUGCUGGUUUACAACCACAAAGACACAAUCCAUCAAUCACAUGGGAUUCCCUUAUCAUACCACCACAGAGGAUUGUUUCACUGGCAUACAGGUUGAAUCUGGGAGGGUUACAGAAUUUAUUUCCUGUAACCGAGUGGAGACCGACAUCAUCGUGCCAGGUUUUUAUUAUGUGCAAACCAUUAAACAGGUGACCUGCACUUACCUGUUUGUGGGUAAAGAUGGGCAAAUGGACACCUCCACUUGGGAGAAGGAAGAGGUUCCCGUUCCAUAUGCGGAGAGUGACGAGAGCUUUAACCCAGAGGAGAUGGAGGUGCCCUUUAUUUGCUGCCAUCUUUCAGACAGAGGGGUUACUGAUGUCGGCCUGAAGCUGCCCGCUCUCCGUGAGGCGUUCGCUACCCUGCUUGCCAGCAUCCACAACCAGAACUUCCUGUUCCUGGUGGGAAAGAAGAUCGUCAUGCGUCUGGCAGCGGCUAACAUCCAGGACGUGGUUGGGGUGAAGUUGGCCUACGAGGCCUUGAUUCGAUUCCUGAGGACGCCUUCUCAUCAGGAUUCGAUUGAGGCAGAGAUCUCCUCCUGUGUCCCCCACUACAACUUCCUGGAUGUUUUUUUUGAGCUGAUUCUGUUCCGCCAUUUCAGAAGUGGCUCAACACUUGAGACAUUUAAUGGAGGAUUCUUGGAGCGCCUGCUCGAGCUCAUCAGCAUGUGGGAUGUGGACGUGUGGGAGCCUGCAGCAGAGCUGUACUUCACAGUGCUUAUCGAUCACCUAACACAGCUUGCUGAAGUACUGUUCUCUCAGCCUCUGGAGCUGUACAGUGACCCAGCAGCCUUAGCCACCACGGUUCAGCAUCUUCUCAAGAAGCACGUCCAGCAGAUGAUGGACACUUUGGAGAAGCUCUGAGCAAUGUCUUUUGUUUAUCGCUUUAUAUUUUCUUCUUCUGAUUCGUUUUAUGUUCGUUCUUUUCCCUCACUUCUUUCCCUACAUUGCUCAAGCUCUCCACAGGUAAGUAUGAAUUCAUUUUAUUUCUAUUUUUGAUUAAGAUUUUAAAAAUCACUUUUCUUUCCUAUAGGUUUGUACAGUCAACCCCAGGACUGAAGACGGGCUUAACCCUAGGAUCCCUCAUCCCUUAAUAAUUAUCCCAUAUUAAUCUAUCCCUCUAUUCCUGUCCCACUCCCCUAUUCCUAUAGAUACUAAAUAGGUUAAUAGAUUUUUUUGUAAAUAAACUUAUUGUUAUAUAGUGCUUAUAUUAUUUAAUA